AUGGCUAGAACAGAUCCUGAGCUUCAAACACUCCUACAACCAUUCAAUAUCGAAAUUGACCAGCUAUACCGCUUGUCUUACCGUCUAUCAGUCACGUAUCGUGAACUGGCGGCGGGCUCCUCGGAACAGUUUUUCCCCACUGCCACCACUCGUCUACCUACUGGCCGUGAACAAGGACACUAUUUAGCUGUCUAUCUUGGUCUAUUCUAUCUCCGAGUGGCAUUCAUUGACUUGCUGGGCGAGGAGCAAGUAGGGAAACACUCACAUGUUCGACGAACGCUAGAGAAAGCGUGGCCUAUUGAGAAUCGGCUGCGCCAAGACCAGGCGGACUCAUUAUUUGCAUGGAUUGGAGAUUGUAUCGCAGAAGUCAUUCAUGAUGACCUAGCCAAUUCCAAAGAUGAUGCUCCAUCCGAGAUUACUGCUGGAAUCUCUUUUUGCUUCCCUAUCAAGCAAACGCUCCUCAAUGAGGCUAUUCUGAUGCCCACAGGCAAAGGGUUCACUCUAAAAUCUUCUUUGAAUCUUCGGCAGGCCUUGCUUGAUGGGUAUGAGUGUCAUACAAGACGCUCAGAUGAAGAUCCAGACGAGAUUCCCGCCAAGCGACAGAAGAAGUAUUGUCUCCCUAAAUUAAAACUUACCGUCAUGACUAACGACACGAUCUCAACUUUUGCAUCUCUCGCUUACUCGAUUCGAGUUUUACCCAACACGCGGGUCGUGAUGGGCCUCAUUGUUGGCGCCGGUUGCAAUUCAGCAGUACCCAUGAAAUUGACAGACCUCCAAGAAGCGAAAAUUCGACAUAUUCGAGAGAAAGAGCCAGAUGCCGAGGAUACCAUUGUCUCAACUGAGUGGACACUCCGAGGCUCAAGCGGACCUAUUCAAGAGCUGAAGAUUGUGAAUAAAUGGGAUUCGGAACUCGAUGCGCACUGCAACCGACCUGGUUUCCAGCCAUUGGAAUAUAUGGUUGGAGGUCGGUAUAUUGGAGAGCUAGUGCGAAUAAUUUGUUAUGAUUGGUUUCACAGCACAAAGGCAAUGCCUCGCUCCUCCUUACCUUUAAAGUUGGUGGAAGAGUACACUCUGAGCACAGAGUUUUUGUCCUUGGUAGUGGCACCCAGUUACUCUGAUGAAUACCUCGCAAAAGAGUUAUCGCAAGAGCUUCCAGCGCCAGAAUCCAGUGAAUGGAAAUGGACUGCGCAGUAUGCGGGUCAUCUACGGUCGAUUGCAGCCGCUGUACAGAAUCGAGCUGCUGCGCUAAUUGCCGCUGCGACUGUCGGCCUUCUCGCCUGCACACGCGAGAUCCAACUUCAAGAUACCGGAAAUCCUUGUUCAACAGAGGAUCCAUCAAAUAAAUUCCAGUCAACGUCAAAACGCGAGACAGAAGUGCCUGAAUUCGGAUCUUCAAUACCAGGCUGGCAAAAGGGACCCGAGGAGCUUGUUGUGGCGGUAUCUGGAGGUGUUAUACAACACUACCCUCAUUAUAAACAGACCAUUCAGCGAUACAUUGAUCGAUUGGUGAUAAAGGCAGGACCACAGAGUGAAGGGAAAAGUAUCUUCCUUCGAGAAGCAAGUGAUGGUGGUAUAAUAGGCGUGGGAGUUCUUGCGGGUACCGUCGCAGGAGAGAUACAGGGCAUCGUCGGCUCUACAAUGGAAGAGCAGGAAAAGUCGGAAGAGAAUUUGCAGGAAAGCUGUAAAGAUACGAAAUACUCUUCAUGUAUGUACUGA
Molecule: messenger RNA, 1716 nt
Organism: Penicillium malachiteum
Lineage: Eukaryota; Fungi; Ascomycota; Eurotiomycetes; Eurotiales; Aspergillaceae
Product: hexokinase family protein
Exons: 2
Coding region: 1-1716 (571 amino acids)
Biological process (GO): intracellular glucose homeostasis; glycolytic process; glucose 6-phosphate metabolic process
Cellular component (GO): cytosol; mitochondrion
Molecular function (GO): ATP binding; mannokinase activity; glucokinase activity
Source: RefSeq, a predicted model, not a curated record